AUUCUAUUGUCAUGUGAGUAUUCUAGUCUACUAGUUGUUCUAUAGGGUAACCAACCUUGACCUCUGGAUGAUCUGGAGCAACGCCAUGACGAACCAAACCGAACGGUACGGGAAGACUCUCAUACAUAUCCACUUUCACUCCUGGCACUUUCCCCAUUACUCGGUAGGCAGUAUAGAACCCGGCCGGUCCAGAUCCUACUACUGCCAUGCGAAAUGGCGCAUCCGGAGAUCGAGAACUUUGCUGAAGCGCAGAGGAGAAACAUCGACCAGAAAUUACACUAGAAACCCGAGGCACUGUAUCGAGGCGACGGAAGCGCCGUGCUAUUGAGCACAUCAUCAUUCACGGCUGGUGAUGGUGUUUCGAUGUUGUACCUCAGUCAGAGAACGACUGAGAAGUGACUCUUUAUCCAUUCAAGGAAUAACGGGUCUAUCACCGACCGGUCUUGGCCAGGGUCCGACCUCCGAUGCGGCGUCGGCUUGCAGAAUGCGGCAGACGUCACGUUGCUGUGCCAACACGGCCCGCCCCAUGUACACAAGUUUCGUCAGAGACAUGCGACACCAUUGUUCUCAACCCCAAAUCCAAGACCCUCUCUCGGCUCCCCAGUUUCUCGGAUAACAAUCUCAUUAUAACGACUCGCCUGUCGUGCGUGAUUUAACAAACGUCCAUUCCCCGCCCAUAUCUUAUUGUCUUCAUUCCAGCACGAGGCGCACAAUACAGCCAACAAUUUACUAUCGCGCAACUUCAAGCGCAUCGCGCUGCGACUACAGGCAUGGCUCCGUCGCAAGCGCCUUUCCUUUACAGCGCCGUCCACAGCGACUCGCGCUUCCCGGAGCCCAAGUUUGAUCCCAAGGCUGUCACAAGAGCAAGCUGGGAACCUCCCAAGCCGCGAAAGAAGCCCGAUGGACCGCUUGUGUCUUUCAACAGACAUCCUGAUAUGCAUGAGGUUCUUACCUAUAGGACUAACGAGUAUGCUUCUAUGAGCCCGCGCAGUAAGAGCUUCAUCAAAUGGCUCCGUCAUGUUCAGUCCGGGCUGCGCGUAUUGCAGCUGGUAUCAGCUCUUGGACUGCUUGCGCUGAUGAUCCUGAUUGACAAGGUACCCAGUCUGGAGGGCUGGGUUAUGAGAAUUACCCCUGGCGUCGUGAUAUUACACUGCAUCUACGGAAUUUACCAUCUCUCCCGUGACGCCGCAGGACGAUCGCCUGCAUCUUCUGCAUCCUAUCAGCUCUUUUGCGGCGUCACCGACCUUGGUGUCGCCCCUCUCUACGCCUUUGGUGCCCUAUCAGUGCGCACCAAGAGUGAAGCCUGGAUCACCCGCCUCUCGGACCAGUCGCUCAUGAAUACCUUCAAGCCUGUUCUUUUCUACACCUUCGUUGCAGCCGGUGGUCUCCAUCUCAUCAGCUUAGCGAUUGCUGGUUGGCUGGGCUUCAUGUUCCGCAAGAUCAGCCUGAUGCCUCCUGAUAUGAACCCUCUUGAGAGUCACUUGACUGCUCGACCAAUGCACAAGAGGAACAAGUCGUCGGUGAUGACUGCUAGCACCAUGGACAGUGAUGCCCGCCUGUCGACGCCCCGAAGCGCUCGCCGGGAAUCUCUCGUGCCUCAAGAAGGUAUUCAUGACGGCAUUGAAGCACCGCGCGCCAUUCCUUUCACCCAUACUCGCAACGGAUCGAGCACGACAAUUGGAACUCGAGACUCCCGCACCAAGUUCCCGCCACCUCCACAGUACCAGAGAGGCCCUGGAAGCCCUCGUCGUGAGCGUCGCGAUUCGGCUGCUUCAAGGGCCACCACACGAACUACUGCUACCCGUUCAAUUUACCACGAUGCCUAUAGCGAGAUUCCCCUCGACGACCAGGCAGGAUCUCGCCCAUCUAGCAGCUACAACAGGCAUAGUCAACCUCGCCCGGCUAGAUUCACCGAGACCUGGAUGCCUACCGACUCACUCAUCUCUCGAACGAAUCAACGAAACCGUGAAAUGGAAGCGGCAAAGACAAGUGCUGCAAACCGCGAGAACAAGUCAUAUGAGGCAUUGGCUCAACGAUACGCUCAUGACGAUUCUGAUUCCGAAUAUGGUGAUGAAAACAACCCAUCUUACGACCUUGGCGUCAAUGGUGAUGAGCUUCGUCCUCAUCCCCUUCGCCUGAACCCCCCUGCUGCACAGCAAGAACGCAAAUCCCCUCCUCGCGCCAAGACACCCUUCUUCCCGUUCAAGAACUCAUUGACCGAUAUCAGCACAAACGCGAGACGUGUCAGUGCGAGCAGGGAUAUCGCUGAUGAGAAGCCAGCUUUGGCUCCCCGCAACCGUCAGAGCUCUAUUCAACCAGAGUCUGAGUUUUAUGCGAGAUCAUAUGGAGAACUUCAGAGUGCAACUCCCCCUAUUAUGAUUGGCAGCGACAAUCGCAAGGUCUCCACGGGUAAUGAUUACAGUCAGAACACUUCUACGGCAUAUGGACGACGUAAUGUUAGUGGUAAGAUGGUAGAAGAAGGCCGAGCAGCAGGGAACCGGUAUUCUUUUCUUGAUGGGCGUAACCCCCUCGCGGAAAGGAGAUGAGACUACGGGAGUAUGUGUUUGAGUGUUUGUUCAUGAUUUUUAAUGCAGGAUGCGUCAAAGUUCGAAUGUUUGGCAAGGAUAAGGUUUGGGGACAUGGCAAGAUAUCCGGAUAUGUAGUUUAUUAGGUAGUUUUGGUGUUUGAUAAUACAAAAGUCUCAAAUCAUGAAUUUCUCCCACAUCUGACCGCUACUGAACAGUACUAUUCACCAUUCAAGUACGCUCGCCAAGAUACCGAUGGACCCUGUAAGUUGUCGUCCCUCCACCCCUUCGCAUCCCACGAGUCCAAUUGACACAGAUGCCUCAUUGUUGGACGGCCAUGCGGGCAGUUCCAAGGCUUGUCCAACUCUGCCAUAUGCCGCACAAGCGUCUCCAUUUGCCCAUGCGUCAAAGCCUUCCCAAUCAUGACGCUGCUACGACAUGCCCUCGAUGCAAACAUCUUCCUCACUUUGGAGGGACGGGGUAUAUGUUUCGACUCGGACGAUUCCUCACCAAGCAAUGCUAUCAGCUCUUCAAGGUCAGUGAUCGAGAAGGUCACCUCACGACUCAUGGGAAGCGCCAGCACUUCACACCUUGAGCCCACGGGUUCAUCUCCAGUCAUGUCGACAUGGACUUUGAACCCGUUAGCCUCAAUGGCAGGAAUACUUUGUAACACAAUUUCUUCUUCCAGUGCUGUCAGCUCUAGCCUUUUCGGGUGGACUAGUCGUUGAGACUGUACUGUCUGAAUCUCUUGCAACCUCUCAAAGUUAUACUUUUCGUCUGUCGCGUGUUGGUCAAUGAUAAACAACUCAUUCUUCUGAGCUACCUCCAGGUCUUCCUCCGACCCGGUGCUCGCAGGACGUGUUGCGAUGAUGAAACCCAUGUUGAAUUGCCCAACUAUUUUCAUUUUUAGAAAGUCCUUGCGAGCUAUAGUAAGUGACAAUUUCUCUUCCGCAUUGGCUGCCGCAAGAUCUGUCACUUCAUCAUCGACAGUCGUAGAGUCUUGACUUGGACUGAGGCUGUUCCUCCAUGAGUCCAGCCCCAGCUUUAUGAGGCUCUCGUCCGUUCGUAGGUGUUGUAGUAGUUGGGCUGUAGACUCUUUCUUCCGUACACUAGACUUGAGAGAUUGAGUCUUAUGAUCAGUUGUGGCAGGUUCCCCCGCAAAUAUGAAGGGCGUAAUAUCAGACAAGUCAUUUGUUUCCGUCUGCUUGCCUGGUCUAUCGCUCCCAGCGACCGGAAUAGCUGGUUCACUGACAGCUUUCCCAUCCUUGUUCGCGUUGAAUGUGUCACUGUCGGUGUUUGUAUCUGUGCCUUCAGAAUCGGAGAUUUCCCCACCAUCAGAACCCUGGCCCGCUUGCUCCUUACGAAAUGAUAUCUUCCUAUCUGUCGCGCCGCUGCCAGCUGCGUAUAUCUGUGUCAGGCGGCUUCCGAAAGACGGUUUUGGAUUGUCAACCUCCAUUUCAUCCUCAGAAACAGCCACAUUAUUCGCACGGCGAUCAGGAGUACUCGCAGCAUCCUGUAUGAUCUCGUUACCAAUGACUAUCGUAGCGGCCUCUGAUGUUGCCUUUUCCCGUGGCGUUUUCACUGGGCUAGUGUGUGAGCUCCCGCCCUGUCCACGCCUCAGUGGUUUCGUAGCAGGAAUCUGGGGUUCAUUCUCAAGCAAUUCUGAUGACUUCUUGGUGGGAGAAGAGCCAGUCUUCGUGACACUGUUUACCUUCAGUUGCUUGUUGAAAUCCCGCACAGGGAGUGGCUUCCCAGCAUCAUUUUCAUCGCUGUCUGAAGAGAGCGAGGGACUCCCGAUAAAGAGGCUCGGCUCUUCUCGCCUCGUAGAAGGACGUACGGAUGGACUUUGAUUCUGUGCGAAAGUUGAUGCUGUGGUGCCUCGGUCUUUUGGCCGCGACGUUGACCCCCUCUCUACCCAUCCACUGAUCAGAUUUUGACUACUAAUGUUUUUCUCUAAUGAUUUUGACCCGCCAACCCUCCUUACGGCGCCAAGUGGCACCUUGGCAACGGGGCUGCUUUCGUCACUGUCUUCAUCUGAUUCGACUUCAGGCUGGGAAUCAUCCAGAGGCUUCUGAGGAGUGAUCGAUAAUGGCUUGAAGGGCGUGUUAGUGGUUGACUGCUUCUCAGUGCGGUUCUUAAAGGGCAAAAGCUGAGAGGUCGGAACUGAGUAGUCUUGCGAGUCGAAAAGGGCUGUGAGGGAAGUGCGUAGGUUAUCGAGCAGUUGGUUUUGAUCAUGCAACAAUAUACUCCUCUUGUCUGGACUAACAUUGACGUCGUACAUGUGGGUAUCGAGCUGAAUAUCCGCUAGAAUAAAAGGAGCUUGUGAGCUGUUGUAAGCCUUGUAAACCUCGUUAAAUGCCUUUGCGAAUUGGGGCAAGCCACAUGGCCUCCCAUUCACAAAGAACAUCUGGCGAUCUGGAGUUUGGCGUCCAUCACCAUGAGAAGGCCGGGAAACAUGCCCCACGACACGGACAUCCCUAGAGCUUGAUUUAUGUUUUUGGUCAAUUUGCAAAGCUGGACCGCCUGUGGAAGGAUGCAUUUCUAGAGUCAAAUCGAGGGGUACAAGGACCGUCAUCGUCUUUGCACCAAAGAUAUUGAUGAUGUUUUCUCUUGUCGUCGGAUUACCCUUGGUCGAAAAUAGGUGAAUCCUUUUCCCUUUGGUAGGUUGCUGAGACACGGAGAAUUUGAGAUUGGUUUGAAUACAAGCGUAUUGUCCAAGGAGGGCGAUGACCUUAUUCCACUCUCGCUUUAUGUUUCGCUCAAGCUCACGCCGACGAACAGGCAAGUUGUGGAAGAGACGCUCAACUGAAACGGUUGUGCCUUUUGAAGCUGCCACAACUGCAGUUCCUUUGAGGGCUCCUGAUGGCUCGAAGCUGAGCUUGGUCCCCUUAGGAGCUUCGCCCUGCUGGCAAGUCGUGAUGCUCACAAUUGACAAAGCACACAAUGAGGCUAAUGCUUCACCCCGGAAACCAAAUGUCUCUAACGUAGCUAUAUCCGAGUAUGAAGAGAGCUUUGACGUAUGGUGUUUGAGAGCCACUGAUGGAUAGUUGGCAGGGGCGAUACCAGACCCAUUAUCAGCCACCUCGAUGAGAUCAAGUCCUUGGUUUUUGAAACGAAC
Molecule: messenger RNA, 5643 nt
Organism: Fusarium odoratissimum NRRL 54006
Lineage: Eukaryota; Fungi; Ascomycota; Sordariomycetes; Hypocreales; Nectriaceae
Exons: 3
Coding region: 771-2546 (591 amino acids)
Source: RefSeq, a predicted model, not a curated record